CACUAUGGCUAUUACGUCAAACUUAAACUAUCUCGCGCCAAUCGUCCUAUGGGAGGAAACCAAACCAUAUGAGAUAACGGGCAAUGUCUCUGCUGAGAUACCAAGGACCAAUUUUCAAUUUCAACCAUACGCAGUUGCGAUCAAAGAUACCAGAGCUCUAAAGGAUGGUAUUUCGCUGAGCACUCAUGGCUUUGAAUGGGUGUCCCAUGAGACUGUGGAAGAUUUCAAGACAGAUGAGAGCGUGAACCGAUACAUCAAGGAAUUGGAAGGUUUCGUCAAAGACUAUUUCAAUGCUGAAAAAGUCUUAACGUUCCAAUACCAGGUUCGCAAAAGGCAGCCUGAUCCACUCGACCCUCGCAUUCGCCCGCCAAGCAACUUUGUGCAUGUUGACGUAUCACCAGGAGGAGCAGAGGCUCGUAUCCGGUUCAAUUACCCCGAAAUGGCAGAUGAGCUUUUGCGUCGCCGGUACGCGCUAUUGAGCCUGUGGAGACCGCUCUUCUCUCCCUUGAGAGACUACCCACUGGCACUUUGCGACGCACGUUCUGUUCAGGAUAGCGACCUUGUCGAAAGUGACUACAUAUAUCCUAAUUUUGUCAGCGAGUCACUUCUACUCAAGCACUCCCCAAAGCAUGAAUGGUUCUAUCUCUCGGAUCAGCGCAAGGAGGAGUUACUGAUUAUCACCAACUACGAUUCAGCCUUCAAAAGACGAACCCCUCACACGGGCUUUGAAUUGGCUGACACCGCUGGGAAGACAAAGGCUCGAGAAAGCAUCGAAGUUAAGGUCGUGGUUUGUUUUUAAAGGCUUUACUGAUGUAAAGUUUCAACGAGGGUUAUCAAUUCCAAUUUCAACUGUUCAAGGAGGCAUUUAAACAAGAUAGUAACGAAUGCCUACUCAUGUCUUCCUCGAGUAACCCCAAAAUAUAAACAUGAUAUCAGCUAUACAGGCAACACAUAAGCAUCAUUUGCAAGUCCCAUGCAGGCAAGAAAUAUGCCCCUCUCCACUUAAGCACCGGAAUGGUCCUCGUACGCCGCGUCGAGAUGCUCACUCUUGUACCAGGGUUUGUCGUGUAGAGACAUGGUAGAUGGAACAUCAGUCGGGUCCACUUUAUAAGCAGCUUUCCAAGGUUGAUGCUUCGCUUUGGCUAUCUUUUCACCUCGACGGCCAAUGAUUUGGGAGACGCUGUGCUCGCCAAAGUCCUCAUCGAGGGAGAUAUCAAUCUUAGCCUUAGUGGUGCAAGAGGACAUCUU
Molecule: messenger RNA, 1248 nt
Organism: Fusarium graminearum PH-1
Lineage: Eukaryota; Fungi; Ascomycota; Sordariomycetes; Hypocreales; Nectriaceae
Exons: 5
Coding region: 5-799 (264 amino acids)
Molecular function (GO): oxidoreductase activity
Source: RefSeq, a predicted model, not a curated record